This is a messenger RNA of Penicillium verhagenii, 1557 nucleotides long. Its product is annotated as polysaccharide deacetylase family protein. The coding region runs from base 1 to 1557 and encodes 518 amino acids. The record is from RefSeq and is a predicted model, not a curated record. Gene Ontology annotation, biological process: carbohydrate metabolic process. Gene Ontology annotation, molecular function: hydrolase activity, acting on carbon-nitrogen (but not peptide) bonds. Lineage: Eukaryota; Fungi; Ascomycota; Eurotiomycetes; Eurotiales; Aspergillaceae. The transcript is spliced from 3 exons.
AUGCUACUCCAACUCUCAUACGCCCUCGCCCUCAGCGCCCUCCUCCAACCAGCAACAAGCCGCUUCCAAGCAUACAUCGAAACCCCGAACUGGAUCGAAACAGAUGGCUACAAUUUCCACACCCCGAAAAACAAGAUCCCCAUGCCAUCCCUGGUAAUCGAUACAUUCCAGAACAAAAUCCACAAUGACCUCGGAUACUGGCACGGCGCCGGCGAGGACUUGCCCGUACACCACGAACCAGGAUUUGUCCGUCUCGACCCGACAGACCCGGAUCAGAACUUCCACACCCAGUUCAAUAUCCACGGGUGCUUCAGCUUGAUUCCAUGGCAGCACCAGUUCCUGCACGUGGUCUUUGAAGGCACAGAGGAGUUCACUGUCUCGCUGAACGAGCACAACAUUGACUGCGAGCCGCUGAGGAGCCCGUUCCCCGGCGUCCCGGACAGCGUGCAGGCGUCGCGGUACGUAAUGCGUACCAAGGCCGGAUGGGGAGCCGGCGAUGAUGGGGAUGAGUGGAAUAGCGGUGCGGAUGGUGAUGAUAACGGUGACGGUGAGACGACGGCCGGGCCUGCUCAGAAGCAGAAUCACAGACGCAACCCGCUACGCAAGAAGCCCAUGCACAGAGCUGCCAACGGGAGCUGCGUUGAAGACGGCGAUGAGGACGGCGGCGAUGGGAGCGAUGAUGGAAAUGACGGUGACGAGAACGGCGAUGAGGGCCAUCGGCCUGCUUCGCCGGAGAAGACGGAGCUGUUCAUUCCUUUGUCGCAUUUCAACAUCAACCAUACCCGCGUCGUGUCCGUUUCGUUUACAGGAUUCUACACCAAUGUGUCGCUGGUUCUGCGCCGUGUGGAGUUCGUGUCGACUGUUCCGCGGCCUUCGGCGGAGAAUAACUAUUUCAAAAUACCCGAGAAGGCGCCCAGUGGGACACUGGUUUUGCGGUGCUCGCGGCCGAAUUCGUUUGCUUUUGGGAUUGAUGAUGGUCAGCCUCGGUUUGCGCAGAGGGUUAUGCGGAUUCUGGAUGAGGAGGGCGUGCGGGCGACUUUCUUUGUUGUUGGGGCUGGGUUGACGGAUCUUUCGACCAACUUUACCAAUUUUUAUCGGGAGAUGAUUGACAAGGGGCAUCAGGUUGCUCUGCAUUCGAAUACUCAUCCCAAAAUGGAGGCUCUGCCAACGAUAGAUCAGAUCGAUGAAGAGAUUGUUCGGACUAUACAGGUCUUUCACGAUGAGCUGGGAGUUCAAUCCCGUUACUUUCGUCCACCAUUUGGUACCGUCGGCGCACGCAUGCGACAGCAACUUGCAAAGCGGAUCCCUCAUCCACUCAUUGUUAAUUGGAGUGUCGAUGUUGAAGACUGGCUUUGGGCUAAUACCUCGACACCAGAGAAACAAUUGGAAGCGUUUUAUCGCAAUGUUGCCCGGGGUGGAAACUUGGCUGUUCUGCACUUUUUGAGUCCGACGACUGUGGAGUAUCUGCCAACAUUCAUUCGACAUGUCAAGGCUGUUGGCUUGAGCAUUAUGCGUAUAGAUCAGUGCUUGGAGGAUCCGGAUAGCCCACCUCUGUGA